Molecule: messenger RNA, 4969 nt
Organism: Halichondria panicea
Lineage: Eukaryota; Metazoa; Porifera; Demospongiae; Suberitida; Halichondriidae
Product: protein scribble homolog
Exons: 35
Coding region: 157-4725 (1522 amino acids)
Biological process (GO): cell-cell adhesion; embryo development; receptor clustering
Cellular component (GO): basolateral plasma membrane; postsynaptic density; adherens junction
Molecular function (GO): protein binding
Source: RefSeq, a predicted model, not a curated record
CAAUGUUGACCAAUUUCCAACGGUAGUCGAGUUAAGUUAGCUAGAAACACAGGCUAUCAAGCGCUCUAAACAGUAUCAGCUACUAGCCUAGCAGUCGUGAACGGCUUAUACCCAGCUAACUGAUCGUUGGACUGAAAGAAUCACCAGCAAGCAGUCAUGCUGAAGGCUUGUAUUGGCCUCAACUGUGCCAGACAGAUUGACUACAUUGAUCGUAGACAUUGCAGCUUGGCGAUUAUACCUGAAGAGAUAUACAGACAUGAAAGAACAUUGGAGGAGCUGUUGCUAGACACUAAUGGCCUUCAGGACCUCCCACCUAAAUUUUUCCGGAUGACCAAUCUCCGCAAACUGACCUUGAGUGAGAAUGACCUUAAUCGGAUUCCUCCAGGGAUUGCAAACUUCACGAAACUAGUUGAGCUUGACAUUAGUAAAAAUGGCCUCGAGGACAUACCUCAGAAUAUGCAGUUCUGUCGCUCCCUCUCUCACCUCAACGUCAGCUCCAAUCCUCUGCUCAGAACGCCAGAGACAGUCUCCUCCAUUGCCAGUCUAACUCAGCUCAGCAUUAAUGACACGGCCAUACCAAGGCUACCAAUGGAGAUUGGAAAUCUCAAGAAUCUGAUGAGCCUGGAUGCACGAGAAAACAUGCUCAAGACAUUACCAUCGAGUAUCUGUCAGUGUAAGAAGCUGAGGAGACUAGAUGUUGGGAACAAUGAGAUCGACCUGCUGCCUGAAGACUUUGGUCGGCUAGAAAGCCUGAUGGAGCUUUGGCUGGACAGCAACUUGCUAUCAAGGCUGCCUGAGUCUAUCACCAACUGCACCAAUCUGACUGCCCUGGACAUCACCAAGAAUCGUCUGGAGUACCUCCCUGCAGACUUUGCUCGUCUGCGAGCCCUCUCCGAUCUUCAUCUCUCUGAGAACUGCAUUGAGAACCUUCCUGAAGACUUUGGCAACAUGACUGCUCUCACUCUGGUCAAAUUGGACCUCAACCAUCUUAUCUCAAUACCAGAGUCCAUUGGAAAUCUCCACUUGGUGACAGAGCUCCUGCUGUUUGACAACAUGCUGGACACUGUCCCUGCCUCCCUAUUCGAAAUGAAGUCACUGGAAAUGCUCAAUCUCGAUCGCAACCACUUGUUGGAGAUCCCAUCAGCUAUUGGUCAGUGUACGACUCUGCAUGUGCUCUCGCUGCGUGAGAACGAAUUACUAGAGCUGCCAGAAGAGGUGGGGUUUCUGAAGGACCUCCGAGUGUUGGACAUUGCUGGGAAUAGGUUGCAGUCCCUACCCAUCUCUCUCGUGAACCUCAACGCCCUAGACGCACUCUGGGUGGACGGUGGUCAGGCUCAGCCAUUGUUGGAGCUCGUACCCGAGCCUGAUCCUGAGAGUGAAGAUAAUAAAGUGCUCAUGUGUUCCUUCCUACCUCAGCAAGGACCUCACAACUCGAGCAUGGAGAACUUCCUAGAUGAUGGGUCUGAUAGCUCCAACUCUCAGAUUGACUCCUCAUUUCAGAGAGCCAACUCGUUCAAACGUGGGGCUAGACUGGGUGUGGCCUUUGACCCCGCUCUCGGCCCAGGACCCGAGACAGACGGAGCACCAAAGCUUGUCCGUUUCCCCACCCCCUUCCGCAAGGACAUGAAGGCACUAAAGGCAAAGAGGGCGAAAAAAAGCAAGUACAAGCCAGACGCUGAGCCCUCCACCACCAUAUUCCGUAAAGGCUCCUCCUCCAAGGACGACCUGACCCUCCUCUCAAUCACCUCCGAGCUCUCCUCUGAUCAGAUCUCCCACGAGAAGCAGCAGUCGGUGGACAGCCUCGGAGACUUCAAAGAGAUUGUUGACCAGUGGAACAGAUCACCUUCUCUAGUACCUGCCACUAAAGGAAGACUGGGCAUGGAGGGCAGAGAACUGGAGGAUGUGCCUGAGGAAGAACCUCGUGGCAUGCUCACCAAGGCUGGUGGAGUGUUGAAUCUCUCUCAAGAUGAGCUGGCUAACAACAUGGACCUUGUACAAACCAAUGGACUGGCAACAGACGAGACUCCGGACCUCAUCAAGAAUGCAGUGUACACGCCUGAACCAGAGAUUCCUAGUAACUCUCAGCUGCAAACCAUUGAGGUGUCUAUUUUUCUGACCAAACUGCCUGGUCGCACACUGGGGUUCAGUAUUGCAGGGGGCAGAGGCUCCACUCCUGCUUAUGAGGACGUGGAUGAGAGUAUAUUUGUGACCAAGAUAGCCCCGGGUGGUCUUGCUGAACAGGACGGGUGUCUGAGGUUGGGAGACAAGCUAGCAAAGGUCAAUGAUGUGGACAUGAUCAAUGCCACUCACCCUGAAGCUGUGGCCGCCCUCAAGUCAGUCACUGACAGCUGCUCCCUCGUAGUGUCCAGAGAGGUGCUGGUGAUCAUGCCUGAUGAGGAGGCCUCUCCCACAGAGCCCCCCACUGAGCCGUUGAUACCUCCCGGGCAGGAGGAGAAUGCUUGUGCCAAGGCAAUAGUGUCGGAAAUACUGGAUCGCUCUAUUAACAGGUAUUCAGCAGAGCUUGUGAACAGUGCGGGGCAAACUACAGCGGGGCAAACUACAGCAGAGAUAAGAUUGGAGAAGCUAUCCCCUCCAGCCCAUGAUAAUUACGUCAACUUUGAUGUUGCUCAGAGUGUCCUUGAGUCAAUGGCUAGGAGACGUAAUUCCAGUGAAGGAGAGCAGUCUCAGGCCAGAAGCUCUUUGACUAUGGAUGAUGACAAUCGCUCUGCUGCGGCCAAGAGGGCGUCCCUAACUCUUGAGCAGGAAGAAAGGGAGGAACAGUGUCCAGAGGAGAAAGUUGUGCUGGAUCGAAGCAUUGGUAAACUGGGUCUGAGUAUUGUGGGCGGAGCUGAUCAUGUGAGCCGAGUGUUUGGACAGGGAAGACCAGGAGUGUACAUAUCCAAGAUAUCAAAAGGUGGAGCAGCUGAAGCUACUGGAAAACUCAGACUGGGAGAUAGGCUUCUUGAGGUGAAUGGGAUGAACGUGCGCUACUCCACCCACCAACAAGCCGUGAAGUGGUUGAUUGCACAGGAGGGGGACAUAUUCCUUUUGGUCAGACACGUACCUCAGCCAGAGGGAUUUCAGGAGGUGCUCCUGAUCAAGACUGUCAGUGAGAAGCUUGGUAUUAGCAUUCGUGGAGGCAGCAAAGGUUCGAAAGGCAAUCCUCUCGAUCCUGAAGAUGAGGGUAUCUUCAUCUCCAAGAUUGCUAAUGACGGCGCAGCUGAGAAGAGUAAGAAGUUUCAUGUGGGUCAGCGUAUCUUGGAAGUGAAUGGUGUUUCCCUGCUGGGUGCCUCACACACUGAGGCUGUCAAGGCACUACGCAAUGCACCUGAGAGGUUAUACAUUACCAUCUGUGAUGGCUACGAUCCACAGGAGGUGCUCAGGAGGAAGUCAGAGGCAGCUGCCGCCAUGAGUGAUGUCAGGUCUGAGGCUGACACUGCUACCAUGGACCGGAGCAUGGUCUCGCUGUCUGUCUCUAUGAAUGAUUCACUUGGUCUGGACAUUGCCCUACACAACAUGCUCAGUGCUAGCAUGGACGUACUGCCACAUUCAAACAACUCCAGUCUUGUGGUGAGCCCUGUAAGGAAGCUUGCCCGCAGCUCUCUGGACAUUCACAGGAAAAACUUCACAGAUGAAGACAUGGAUAAAAUGCUCAAAGAAAUGGCCCUCUAUCAGGUAGAGGACUCCUCUCAACAGCCGAGGACCUCCACUCCACCUCCAGAGAAUGUCAUGCCACUCAGUGAAAUCGUGGGCAGUCUACAGAGAGGCUUCACAAUGCCUGAUGAAGACCUCACAGACCUACCCCUGUUCUCUGAUAGUAUGCCCUCAGGCAGUACUGUGGAAGAGGAGGAGCCUACUGUUAGUGUGGUGAACACUGAGGAUGCCUCUACUUUCCUCAUGGCCCUGGACAGUGAGGUCUCCCUCAUGCAAGAUGAAGUAACACUGACUGAGGAGAACAUGCUGCAUGAAGAGGAGGAGAAGGAAAAGAAGAAAGAACAACUCACUCCUGAGCCUGAGCAAACCAAGCUAGCAGUACCCAACAAACCCAUUCCCAUGGCAUCACCAGAUACUAGGAGGAGAGCUGACAUGAUCAAAGUUGAUUUACCCAACCGUCGAGGCAGUGAACAAGCCGUCCAGUCCAUCAUUGGAGAGGUGUUCGAUGACGUGACAUUUGAUGAGUUUGAGCGCAGUCCACCUCGGUCUGGUGUCUCCAGUGGAGUCAUAUCACCAUCAUUCAGGGAGAUGUCCCCGGGGUCCAACCAAUCAGAGGACAUGCAUCAGCUGCUCUCGGCUCUCCAAGAUAUUGGGGGAGAGAAAGAGAUCAAGGAACCAGCUGUACAGAAGGAGAUGACUCCACCACCGAUUAUUACUGAGGAGAAUGCUGAUGAUGAUUCCCAGGGCAGGAUGCGCUCCAACACGAACCCCACCAUCACCGUGGUAACCUCUGACGGUACGUCCAAUCAGGUGCAACUACGACUGCCCAGUGACUCAGAUGACAAGGACAUCGACAGGAGGAAAUCAGCUCCCCCAAAGGUCCAGGAGAAGCCCAAUCAACGUAGUUUUGUCAACCCAGAGAAGCUCAGUUUCCACGAGCGACUAGCCCUCCACAAGCGAAUGGCAGCAGACGAGAGACCCGCAAGCUCCAAGUCAAAUUCCUCCACUGAUUCUGCACCCAAUCACGAUCAAGCUCUGGAGAUUAAAAUCGUGACCUCAGAAUCGACCUAACUAACUUUGCCAACCUCCAACUAGAAUACAUUAAUUUUCACUUUUAUUCUGAUAUGUGAAUGUGCGUUUGUGCAUGUCCUCCUCUGUGUAUUUGUCACACCUAGCAACAAGCACUGUGUUAGUGCUUCAGCUGUUUUAAAACCUUAGAUAUACGACCAUGUGUAUGUGUGUAAAGAAACAUUUUAUACUUAUACUACUACAGUCUCUAAAAUUUCAUAGUGUUAUUUUUUGACUCAUUUUUCAA